CCAAGGUCUAACCUUCAGCUUCUCCCAUACAUGCCCGCUACGCCAACGGCCUGUUGUACUAGCCUCAUACGCCCUACUACUAUAUCGUCGGAUCUACUACAACCAUGACUCGCGUACAAAAUCUCCCGGAUAUUCCGAACGAUGCUAUCCGUCUAAUCGACCUCAUCGCCAAAGCACUGGGCGCGUGCAUGAGCGAGCAACUUGUUCAAGCCAACCAGAUGAUUCACGAGAAAGCCAACGACGGAAGAGUCGCCGCUGCGAAGGAAAUCGAGGCUCGACUUGACCAGGCCCUAACUGCCGUCCUCGAGAGGCAGCCCAUCUACAAGCUCGGCGUCCGCAAGACUAUCAUUGUGAACAUUGGACCUUUCAUCAAACCCAACUCGCUUGAUGACACAGCAACGUUUAUCUCGCGCAACAAGAACCUCGUCCCAGGCAAGCUUGUGCAGACCUCCGACAUUGCCAUCACCAAUCAGCCCAACGAAGCUUUCACUGCAGAACUGAUCAAAGUUGUGCAAUCAACUGUCACCAGCGACAUCAGACUACAUGGCCGGCAGGUCUCCGACACCUUCACGAGGGAGCAGAGGCUUCACAGGGACAGGCACGGCAUGCCGGAGGACGAGCCCUGCUGCCUAUUUAGGCUGAUGGAGGAGGAUUACGAAUGUCCGGACUACAAGUGCAAGAAAGAGAUCGCCGGCUUCAUGUUUAAGUGUACGACGUGCGGGGGUAAACAUGAGGUCAGGGUCUUCCGAUAGACGACGGGACUAUUGUGGUUCAAAUGGGUGACGGCGUUCUGAGAUGGAGCAUUUAAAAAUCCGGCAGGGUGGUCUUUUACCGGCUGGUGUAAAGGCUCGAAGGAGGGUUAUAGGCACCGCUUCAAGGGACGGCUAAAACUCCCGUCAUUGAGAUAUGAGACUUAG
Messenger RNA from Trematosphaeria pertusa, 917 nucleotides. RefSeq lists its product as uncharacterized. Lineage: Eukaryota; Fungi; Ascomycota; Dothideomycetes; Pleosporales; Trematosphaeriaceae. Bases 105 to 752 code for a protein of 215 amino acids. The transcript is spliced from 2 exons. The record is from RefSeq and is a predicted model, not a curated record.